AUGGGAACACCCGCCCCAUUGGAUUCUCUCUUCACCGGCGCCUUCCAAGAUUAUGGUGAAAAAGAAAAUUCUGAUCUUGCUGAUAAAUACAACGUGCAUAAAGAUGAUUUUCCUGUCCUCAAGCUAUUUAUUGAAGAAAAAUCUGAGCCUUUUACCUUUACUGGGAAUUUCAAGGCAGAUGAAAUUAAAAAUUUCAUUAAAAAACAUUCAAGUGUACGCCUAGUUUUAGACAAAUGCUUGCCUCAAUUUGAUGAAUUAGCUGAAAAGUUUAUGGCAUCAGAUGAUAAAACUGAAUGGAAAAAUAUUUUAGAACAAUCCAAAAGACUAGCUGAAGAUUUAUCCGAUGAAACUGAAAAGAAAUCUGCUGAUGUUUAUGUUAAAAUGAUGCAAAAAAUUAUUGAGCGUGGUAUUGGUUUCAUCGCAAGUGAAAGAGAACGUGUAAAGAACAUUAAGGAAGGUAAAAUAACUUCAACAAAAAAGAACGAAAUGCAAGGUCGUUUAAACAUUUUGCAUUCAUUUAGACUGAAGGAAGAACUCUAAAGAGAAGGAAAUUAGAUUUUUAAAUUUCAUUAAUUUAUUAUUUUGUUAAAGUUUAACUUCUGUAUAUAUUGCUUCUGAUAUAUUUAAAGGAGUAUACUUCGUCUUAAAGGAAAUAACACUGCAAUUUUUUCUGUGUUAUGAAAUUCAAAAUUAGUUUUCCUUUGUCCUACAAGCAGUUAUUUGAAGAUGACUGAAAGGCCAUUGUUAGUACCAGCAUUUUUUCCUUAAAAAUAGCAAAUGUUUAGCAAUGUGAAAAGCCAAAUUUGGUUUGAUAUAUACAGUCAGAACUUGGUAUCUCGAACCUCCUUGUCUUAAAACCCCUAAUGUCUCCAGAAAAAAAAAAUCCUUAUUCAUUUUUCACAAAAACUCCUGGGUAUUUUCCAUACUUAUCUCAAAAUUUUAUUUUUCGAAACCAUUGAUAUGUCGAAGUUUCUGUACAGAAGUUUCAAUUGUUGUUUUUCCUUGGCAAUUUUUGUAGUAGAUCCAGUUCCAGAGACAAUUGCUUGUAGUUUUUUAUUCCUUUACUUGAAAAUUUUGAAAAUAAGGAAUUGGGGUGAGAUGAUGAGGGGAGUGCUAUAGUCAUUUUUUAUCUCGGUGUUUCCCCCAGAGUUCAGACUCUUAAUGCUUUUCUUCCGAACAUAUUGCCCUGUAGAUAAGGGGUUAAUUUUUCGUCAGUUUUCAAGCAAAAACUGAAAAUGCAUUCCUCAUCAUUCUGUGUUUUUUACCUCCUACAAAAUGACUGCCGAAAAGUUUUUUAAUGCGCUAUUGGUUUAGGGAAAAAUUAGAUUUUUUAAUUUUGUUGAUGGAAAAAGAAAUUUGAAAUAGCUGUUCAUUUCAAAAUCCCAUCCAGUACUUUCCACAAUAAUAAAAAAACCAUCUGGUUAGUGAAAAAAAACUAUGAUGAAAGAGCUCAUAUAUUGCUCCAAAUCUCCUCGGUAUAGGGAGAAAAAUUCAUCGGAUUUCAAUGAUUGGGUUCAACUAUUGCCGAUGAGACAUAUUGGACCAAUUUCCAAUGAAAACUCAUCGGAAUCCGAUCAUCGGCCGAUCAAAGUUUGAUCGGAUUUCGAUGAAUGGUCGAUGAUCGGCCGAUGAGUUGAUGCUACUCGGGUUAUUAUUAUUAUUUUGCUUAUUUUUGGUGCAUAAACAUUGAUAUUUCACACAUUAGAGAGCUUGCAUGUUUUAUUUUAUUCUUUUAUUUAAAUAAGUAAAAAUUUUCCUUUGGAGGACAAAUGUCAAGGUUUUAGUAUUUGUGAAAGACUUCAAUAAAAUUGCUUACUACAUGAACAUAUAUAGAAGAAAAAACAUUGAAUCGGAGGUAAAAUUGCCUUAAUUUCCUGCUUUAAUUUUGGAGGUGGUAGCAGUUACUGUUAAACAUCCACAUUUAUGUUAUUUGCAGCUAAUGUUUUGCCAUUUUUUUUUUUCAAUCCUCUGCUAUUUAUUCAUCGUUGAAAUUUCCUUUCUGAAAGCAUGGUCAUUCUUGCUAACAAAAAACGCAUGUGAAAUUUAGUAGAUGUGAACUUUUUAUAACUUGU
This is a messenger RNA of Uloborus diversus, 2072 nucleotides long. RefSeq names its product endoplasmic reticulum resident protein 29-like. Lineage: Eukaryota; Metazoa; Arthropoda; Arachnida; Araneae; Uloboridae. Gene Ontology annotation, biological process: protein secretion. The transcript has 3 exons. Gene Ontology annotation, cellular component: endoplasmic reticulum lumen; endoplasmic reticulum. The coding region runs from base 1 to 540 and encodes 179 amino acids. The record is from RefSeq and is a predicted model, not a curated record.